UUCUUCCGCUCCGCCUGAGUGGCGCUUGGCGCGUUCUGGGACUCAGCGCUGGUGUUGGCGGGGUGCAGGGCCCCUCUGCAGGUCGUGCUCGCCUCGGGGACUAUGGCCACCGACUCCUGGGCGCUGGCGGUGGACGAGCAGGAAGCCGCUGUCAAGUCGAUGAGCAGUUUGCAGAUCAAAGAAGAAAAGGUCAAAGCAGACACCAAUGGUGUUAUCAAAACCAGCACCACUGCAGAGAAGACUGAGGAGGAAGAGAAAGAGGACAGAGCUGCUCAGUCUUUACUCAACAAGCUGAUCAGAAGCAAUCUCGUGGAUAACACCAACCAAGUAGAAGUCCUGCAGAGGGACCCAACCUCCCCUCUCUACUCGGUGAAGUCUUUCGAGGAGCUUCGCCUGAAACCUCAGCUUCUCCAAGGGGUCUAUGCCAUGGGCUUCAAUCGACCAUCCAAGAUCCAGGAGAAUGCAUUGCCCAUGAUGCUUGCUGAACCCCCCCAGAACCUGAUUGCCCAGUCUCAGUCUGGCACCGGGAAAACCGCCGCCUUUGUCUUAGCCAUGCUCAGCAGAGUGGAGCCAUCAGACAGAUAUCCUCAGUGUUUAUGCCUAUCCCCAACAUAUGAGCUGGCACUUCAAACAGGAAAAGUGAUUGAGCAGAUGGGAAAAUUUCAUCCAGAAUUGAAGCUAGCUUAUGCUGUUCGAGGCAAUAAAUUGGACAGAGGUCAGAAGGUCAGUGAGCAGAUUGUCAUUGGCACCCCCGGGACCGUCCUGGACUGGUGCUCCAAGCUGAAGUUCAUUGACCCCAAGAAGAUCAAGGUGUUUGUUCUGGACGAGGCUGACGUAAUGAUAGCAACUCAGGGCCACCAAGACCAGAGCAUCCGCAUCCAGAGGAUGCUGCCCAGGAACUGCCAGAUGCUACUCUUCUCUGCCACCUUUGAAGACUCAGUGUGGAAGUUUGCCCAGAAGGUGGUCCCAGACCCCAACAUCAUCAAACUGAAGCGUGAAGAGGAGACUUUGGACACCAUCAAACAGUAUUAUGUCGUUUGCAAUAACAGAGAGGAGAAGUUCCAGGCCCUGUGCAACCUGUAUGGGGCCAUCACCAUCGCCCAAGCCAUGAUCUUCUGCCAUACGCGCAAAACAGCUGGCUGGCUGGCAGCAGAGCUCUCCAAAGAGGGCCACCAGGUGGCUCUGCUGAGUGGAGAGAUGAUGGUGGAACAGAGGGCAGCUGUGAUUGAGCGCUUCCGAGAAGGCAAAGAGAAGGUCCUGGUGACCACCAACGUGUGUGCCCGUGGUAUUGAUGUUGAACAAGUGUCUGUGGUCAUCAAUUUUGACCUUCCUGUGGACAAGGACGGGAACCCAGACAAUGAGACCUACCUGCACCGCAUCGGGCGCACGGGCCGCUUUGGCAAGAGGGGUCUGGCAGUGAACAUGGUUGACAGCAAGCACAGCAUGAACAUCCUCAACAGAAUCCAGGAGCAUUUUAACAAGAAGAUAGAAAGAUUGGACACAGAUGAUUUGGAUGAGAUCGAGAAAAUAGCCAACUGAGAAAGAAGCCUCCCCUGCGACUGGCGCCGCCCUCAGCACUGUCCCUGCCUGGGAGCCUAGUGCUUUCAUGGCAUAGGCCUGGACAGGCACCUCAAAGACCAAGGCCUGAGUAGAGACUACCUACCUCAUUCAGAAUUACGUUUGGACUUGACAGAAAUUUGCAAAUGAUGGGGGAAUUCCAAGAAAAGAAAAUGCAUUUUAGAAAAUAGUCCUAGCCAGGUGUGGUGG
Molecule: messenger RNA, 1767 nt
Organism: Onychomys torridus (southern grasshopper mouse)
Lineage: Eukaryota; Metazoa; Chordata; Mammalia; Rodentia; Cricetidae
Product: ATP-dependent RNA helicase DDX19A
Exons: 12
Coding region: 103-1539 (478 amino acids)
Biological process (GO): poly(A)+ mRNA export from nucleus
Cellular component (GO): nucleus; cytoplasmic stress granule
Molecular function (GO): ATP binding; RNA binding; RNA helicase activity
Source: RefSeq, a predicted model, not a curated record